Molecule: messenger RNA, 4766 nt
Organism: Gambusia affinis (western mosquitofish)
Lineage: Eukaryota; Metazoa; Chordata; Actinopteri; Cyprinodontiformes; Poeciliidae
Product: dystroglycan-like
Exons: 3
Coding region: 470-3190 (906 amino acids)
Biological process (GO): axon guidance; muscle attachment; morphogenesis of an epithelium
Cellular component (GO): sarcolemma; dystrophin-associated glycoprotein complex; dystroglycan complex
Molecular function (GO): calcium ion binding; laminin binding
Source: RefSeq, a predicted model, not a curated record
GCUGCUAACAGGACUGGCCUCAACCUGUAGACCUGUAUGUAAAGCGGACAGAGAGAAGGAGCGCGGCGGCGGCGGCAGCAUCGGAGGGAGGGGAAGCUACCGUCACCACCACUAUAUACAGCUGAAAAUUAUCUGUAGGUUUAACCUAACCAGAUGGACGUAUUUUUCUUCCUGAACGGGUUUCGCUACGAGUUUAAUAACAGCUGCCUGCGACGCUGAGGGGAACAGCCCGUGUUUAAUGGCAUUUGGGAAGACUUCGCGGCUCUCUCCGGGUAGAAGAGGAGACAUUACGCCGCGAGUUAGCUAACGUUAGCUCGCUAACAAGCGGGCUGACAUGGACGUCUGACAAGCUGUCAAAGAUAUCUUCAUGGAUCACAGAGGACAGGGAAGAGAAACUGCUGCAUUUGUGAGCAUAGCCAAUCACUAGAGAUUCUGACCCAUAAGCAUAUCACUGAAGAGACUUCAGUGCAUGUGGCCUUCUCGGUUGUUCCCUGACAUCUGCUGUGCAGCCCAAAGGCCUCUAGAUAUGCACUAUAUACUUAGAGACAUGAGCUGCAGGGAUGCGGGGAGGAGCAGGUUUCCUUCAUGCAGGACUCUCCCUGUUGUAAUAUGGCUUCUGGCUACUCUGGCCCAUGGCGCCAUGCCAGACCAGCAAGAAACACUGGUGGACAUGAUAUCUGUGGAGCUAGAGGCCUCUAUGCAGUCCUCUGUGAUGUCUGAGCUCCAGGCUGCAGCAUCCUCAGUUGGUGAAGGCCUCCCUACAACUAUACCAGAUUCUUCUGUGGGGAAUGGUGUCCACACAAACAUCCCAGAUUCCUCAGCAAUCGUAGGCCAGGUGUUCCAAUUGAAGGUUCCUCCUGGACCUGACCAUGCAAGCUGCAACGUCCAGCUCACUGAGAUGGGAAGAGAGACCUUACCCUCCUGGCUCUACUGGGACAAAGAGAGAUGCACUCUAAGAGGAUUGGCUCUGGAGCAAGAUAAAGGUGUAUAUCAUAUCUUGGUGUCAGGGGAGCAGAUAACUGAAGGGACAAGUAGCCAAGUGUAUCCCAGUACAGUCUUCACAGUUGAAGUGUACCCAGAAGAACGGGCUGACACUGAGCCGGCUCUGCUCACUCUGCAGUCUAUCAGUGGCCUGCAGCCUUUCACCUGUGGUUCAGAGGAGCCUGUCACAGUCCUUACUGUCAUCUUGGAUGCUGAUUUGACAAAGAUGGUUGCUGAACAGAGGGUCAGCUUAUUAGGACUGAUGAGGAAAUUCUCUCAUGUACCUCUGGAGCACAUGAGAGUGGUGCCUGUUGUAAACAAUCGCUUAUUUGACAUGUCUGCUUUCAUGGCUGGACCUGGAAAUGCAAAGAAAGUUGUGGAGAAUGGAGCCCUGCUGUCAUGGAAAGUUGGAUGUGCGCUUGAUCAGCCCAGCAUUCCUGACAUCAGCAGUGUGCAGUCCUCAGCAAAAGAUGGGACAAUGUCAGCCAGGUUAGGUUACCCAGUGGUUGGCUGGCAUAUUGUCAACAAAAAGCCCCAUGUAGUGAAACGUAUCAGGCGUCAGUUGUACAACACUCCUACUCCAGUGCCAUCCCUACUUCCCCCCACUGUCAACCAAGAGCCUCUUUCUCGUGUUGUUCCUACCCCAACUUCCCCCUCUAUUGCCCCAGCAACAGACAACUCUAUUACUCCUGUCCGAGGGCCUUUACCUUUACCAGUGAAGCCCACAUUGAGAGUCAAAGAUCAAAUAGCUCAUACACCCAUCUUUGGACCUCCUCAACCUACCAGAGUGUUGGGAACUACGAGUACCAUUCCGAUCAUGCCUACCAUGACUCGACCGACAAUUUUAGGGCCCACUGCUUCGCCAACGCCACCAGGUGCCAGCAAAAAACCAAAAACUUCAAAGAAGCCCAAGAAACCCAAAAUGUCCACCCCUGCUCCCCGUGAACCAAAGUCCACUACUCCUAAAACAACCAUACGUACAACUACUCUUUCUCUGACCACAGACUUAAAUCAAAUCCCAGAAAUCCGCAACCCGAUUGAUCAAGUUACAGCAUGGGUUGGCACAUACUUUGAGGUCAAAAUUGCUUCGGAUGCGUUUUAUGACCGAGAAGAUGGUACCACUGACAAAUUGCGUUUGACUCUGAAGAAGACCCCAAAAGAAGCCGUGAGUGAAACCUCAUGGAUCCAGUUCAACAGCAGCAUCCAGCUUUUGUACGGCCUUCCUGAUGAGGAACAUGCAGGGGAUCAUGAAUACUUCAUGCUGGCCACCGAUAAGGGUGGGAAGAGCAUCAUGGAUGCAUUUGAGGUUCGAGUCAACCGCUGGACUAGCAAUGACAAACCAUCAGUGGUGUUUGCUGCUCGUUUUCACGGUGACCCCAAAACUUUAAGUGAAAAUGUUCACAAUAAGAUUCUUUUGACUAAAAAACUGGCCUAUGCACUGGGGGACCGGAAUACCAGCACAGUGACCCUCAGGAGCAUCACUAAAGGAUCCAUUGUGGUUGAAUGGACCAACAAUAGUAUUCAGCAGAAUUCCUGUCCAAAAGAACAGAUAACUGCUCUCACUAAAAGAAUCUCAGAUUCCCAAGGAACACCUUCGCCAGCCUUCAUCAAGGCCAUGGAGCCUGAAUUUAAACCCAUAAGCAUCUCAGUCCGUGGUGCCAAUAAAUGUCAGAGCUACACAUUCAUUCCACCAGGAGAGGUGCCAAUGCCUGCCCUUCCUACAGCCACACCGUCUCCUGGAACAAGUCAAAGAAGUAGUGAUGAUGUUUACCUCCACACAGUGAUCCCUGCUGUUGUUGUGGCAGCCUUGUUGCUUAUAGCUGGGAUCAUUGCAAUGGUCUGCUACCGCAAGAAGCGCAAAGGGAAAAUGACAAUAGAAGAACAGGCCACCUUCAUAAAGAAGGGCGUUCCCAUAAUAUUUGCUGAUGAACUGGAUGAUUCCAAGUCUCCACCAUCUUCCAGUAUCCCUCUAAUCCUGCAGGAGGAAAAACCGCCUCUUCCUCCUCCUGAGUACCCCAACAUGGCCGGCCUCCACAGUACCCUGCUCAACCAGGAUCUGCUGGAGGAGUAUUCAGUCUACCAGGAUGACGAUCCCAAUGCUCCACCUUAUCAGCCCCCACCCCCCUUCACCGUUCCGAUUGAGGGAAAAGGCUCACGCCCCAAGAACAUGACAUCCUACAGGUCACCACCUCCCUAUGUACCUCCCUAACGCACACAUCUGAGCUUUCAGUUUGAAAAGCUGGUCCGAUUUAGGGAUGCUUCUCAGAAACUACAAAAGGAGUACAUUUACUUGUGUUCAGUGAACUGGCUUUGACUUCAUAGAAGAGGAAGCAACAGCAUAUAUCUGACCAUCAUGAAUAAAACAUUCUGCUACUGUCCCUGGACAAACGGAUAGAGGACAAUUUGUAUUUCUUUCUCCUUCCUGUAAUUCAGAUCUGCUUUUGACUUCUUGCAUCUUAUUUUUUUGUCUGUUUUCUGUCAAGAAGAGCCAGUUUUAUCUUCAAUGAUCUUCUAUUUCUAUUGUAUAGAAAAUAAUAAAGCAGCAGGAAAGACUGAGGUCCUUUGGGCCUUUUGUGGCGAUGUCACCAUGACAGCAGACUUGAGGCUCUCCCUCCUGAUGUUAAUCUUUAUGAGUUCUAAAUCAUUCUUAUCUGCCCUUCAGCUAGGUUUAGUAAGAUUUUGCACUUGUUAUUUCUUGAGGGGAUGAAAAGCAAAAUGGUAAAUUGAACGCAUGAUGCAUUUUAUUCACACGUAAAUUGAUUUGUUUAUCAGAUAUUGAUCUUCCCUGUUCUUUUACUUAGCUCCCUCUGGAUAAUAACAUGCAGCCCCUUGCACUUAUGCAAAUUCUUGUUAAACCUUGCACUAUGUGUCUUUAGCAUAAUUGAAAUGGUUGAGUGUUUGACUGAUAAGAAGUUACAAGAAUUUUAGAUCCUUGAACUUGCCAUAUGACUGAGAUUCCUCUGGUACUUGACCACAAAGGACGCAACUGUAAUCAUGCCUGUUGUAGAUGUAGCUUAAACAUGAUUUAUUUUUUUCUCACUUUAAUGUGUGCCACAAAAUCUGCCUGUGAGAUAACUGGGCUUGCUGUUGCCAAGGUGAUGUCUGUAGACACAGUGCAAUUCUUAUGGAGUUGCUACGACAAUAACAAAGGAGCCUGUGGAAUGCUGGGAUUCACAGCAGGCGGAAUAUAUGUCAAUAAGGUGGAUCCAUUGUCUUUUAUUCAGUUGUUUUUUUUUUUUUUUUGUUUGUUUUUUUUAUCUGAGGGGUGGGUGGGUGUGGAGUACUGUAAUACUACUGCUCUGACACAAGGGUUUGCACUACUAGUGCGGUGCCUGUUGUCAGUUCAGGUGAGGCAUGGGGUAGAAGGGGAUGUACAUAUUUGUGUGCCUGUGAAAUAAAACGACUCCAUAAUGUUGAUGUUUUAUCAGUAAACCUGGUUGGGAACUGGCGGGGCCCACCCUGAGUGGGAAAUUUUUAUUUUUUAAUUGUAUGUCUAGAUUUAUGAUCACAGUCAUUUAAAAAAAAAAAUAUAUAACUUUAUAGUUUGUGAGGGUAGAAAAGAUUGUUUACGUGCCCAUCACAUUAAAACAUAAAUAAAAAUAAAGCAUUAUCUCAAUGUGAUGGGGAACAAAGGAACCACGACAAUAUGUGAAUUAUGUACAGUUCAUAUCACCAUUAGAACAAUGGUUAAAAAAAAUCUAAUGUUUUUACUGAGUUUUUGAUACAGUCUUAAACUUGUUUUAUGAAAAUAUAUUAAUAAAAUGUAAUACUAUUUGUAAAAUCUC